AGAUUACAUUCUCCUACAAAGUUUAGAUUUCCGUGUAACUUUGUCACUUGUGUAGAGGGUUGCUGCCUGUAUUGGAAAUAUUAUAUGUUAAGCCUUCUGGUUUUAAAUCUUACAAUUUAACUGUUUUUUUUUCUUCUUUUUGGAUUUUGGUUUGUCAGUAAUUCAUAAUGAACAUCUUUUUUUUGUCUCUCUCAUUUGUCUCUCUUCUGUUUAUGACAAGCCUUUCUGAAGGACAAGAAAAGAAAUGGAAAGGUGAAGGUACAACACCAAACCUGGAAAACAUUGUCAUUGGAAGGUGUUAUGAGUACACUCGAAUUGUGAAUCCUUCUGUUGGGGAGAAGAAUUGUUCAGAGUUAUGGGAAGCUUUUAAAAACGCUUUUAUUAAUAAGGAUCCUUGUAGUAUUCUACCUACAGACUAUGAAUUAUUUAUUAACUUGUCACUGCACACAAUUCCACCUAAUAAGUCUCUCUUCUGGGAGAAUAAUCAGCUGCUAGUCAAUAGCUUUUCUGGUAGAACUCGUCGCUACACGGCCCUGGGUGAUACUCUAAUUGGCUUCUUUGCAGAUUUACUGAACUGGUGUGGGCAGGCAGGCAGCCCUGGACUGGACUAUGACUCCUGCCCUACCACAGAAGAAUGUGAAAACAAUGCAGUGGAGUCUUUCUGGCGGAUGGCCUCAAUCACAUAUGCACAGCACAGUUCCGGAGUGAUACAUGUCCUAUUGAAUGGUUCUGCAGAAGGAGGAGCUUAUCCAGUCAAAGGUUUCUUUGCAGAUUAUGAAAUACCCAAUCUCCAGAAAGACAAAAUCUCAAAAAUUGUCAUCUGGGUUGUAGAUGAUAUUGAUGGACCUGAUAGAGAUUCCUGUGGAACUCAUACUGUAAAGAUAUUAGAGAACAGACUGAAAACACUUGGAUAUGAAGUCACGUGCACUGACAAUUACAAGCCUGUAAUGUUCUUACUCUGCUUGGAUCAUCCCGAUCAUUCUAAUUGUGCUUUUUCAUCAUCUGCACCAGCAGCACAAAGAGGACCUAUAUCUUCAGACAGAGAAGGCAGCUGGAACAAGCUCAUCUUUGUUACUUUUGUAGGCUUUUUGUCCAGAUCUGCUCUAGUGUAUUAAGUUAAUCAACUGAAUGCAAAUGUUCUAUUUGCUUCAACUGGGUAUAAAUUAGUUUAUAACAGCAGUUUCACACUAGCUCUGGAAUGGCAAAUCUACAUAUUUUUAUCUAUAUAUCAACUAUUAAGAGUUUAAAGAAAUACUCUAUUGCUUCUAUAAAGCCUCACUCUCCAUUUCUAUUUUCCUAAAUACAAGGGAUCCUUUGGAAUUUUUCUAAUGCUGAGUUCUCUAGAAUUCCAUUGAGCAUAAUACAGUCUCUGUGUUCAUAUGUUGCAUCAAGAAAAGCCAUGUUACAUACAUCUCCCAAACACAUCCCUUGUGCUUAACAACCCAAGCAUUUUGGCCUGGAAAACUAAGUGUCUGAUUAUCCAGUGUUUAGGGGAAAAAAGAGAGGAAUAUGAAUUCAGACGAGCGAGAACUUAGAUGCUCGGUACAAAAAGCAAUACAGCAGCUGAAACAGUGUCAAACAAACAAACAAGCAAAACUGUUUUCAGAAUUAAUACAGUCUUUUAGCUAAACUUACCUGAACUACAAGUACACUGAGAUCCUUUCUUGCAUACAGCAUUUUGCCAUGUACAGCCGAUUGCUCUGCCAUUCACACAGCUAUUCCUCAACUGUCUCUUUCCUGGGCACCAGGUCUUGGAAGUUCCUCAGUUUUUCUACUAUGACGAGAUGAGUAGCUUUGUGGCAUAUCCAAUUCCAGCAAGAACCUGCCAAGUCAGCCAGCUGUCUGCUUUCAUAUAACUCCUAUGACAUAUUUCAGAAUGUAUUCAGAAGAGAGCAACUACCACCUUAAAGGUCUCUUUGAGCUCCUGCUGGCAGUUAUCUGUGUCAUCUAGAUACCUUUAACAUUUUGAUAGGAAAUUCAAGUUAGCUUCUAUAGUAUUUAUUUUUGUAUUAUCCGAUUGUCAGGAAACUGCUGUAGGAUAUUCCUGUUUAUCUCUGCUUUUGGUUUAAGACCUCAUAGUAGAUGUAUAUUCUUUCCGUCUCUGGUAAAACUCUAUCAUGUUGCAUGCUUGAAAGAAUGAAUAUCAGAUAAAAGUUACUGAUG
Molecule: messenger RNA, 2163 nt
Organism: Nothoprocta perdicaria
Lineage: Eukaryota; Metazoa; Chordata; Aves; Tinamiformes; Tinamidae
Product: ADP-ribosyl cyclase/cyclic ADP-ribose hydrolase 2-like
Exons: 9
Coding region: 168-1115 (315 amino acids)
Biological process (GO): positive regulation of B cell proliferation
Cellular component (GO): plasma membrane
Molecular function (GO): NAD+ nucleosidase activity; phosphorus-oxygen lyase activity
Source: RefSeq, a predicted model, not a curated record